Molecule: messenger RNA, 2295 nt
Organism: Rotaria socialis
Lineage: Eukaryota; Metazoa; Rotifera; Eurotatoria; Philodinida; Philodinidae
Source: the annotation of a GenBank genome assembly
AUGUAUUUAUUAAAAAUAGUCUUAUUAUUUAUAUCAAUUAAUGUAUCAUAUUCAAAUAUAAAUAUUUCAAUCAAUAAUCGAACUGGUGAAUAUAAUCUAACUGUUAAUAAUCGUUUAUGGCUUCGUUCAUCUUAUACAAGUUUAUAUACUAAUAAUCAAUGGUUUACAUCAGAAAAUCAGUCUCUUCAUUUAAUUGAUUCAAUUUUUAAACAAGGCUAUGAUGUAUUAUUAGGAGAUUGGAAUGAAACAAUAUUUAUUUAUAAUUUUAAUUUAAAUCGAACAUCAAUAAAUAUAACAGGAACAAUUCGUCAAUGGAAACUAAUACCAGCAAUAAAUUUCUAUUUUCAUAAUGAUUUUAUCGAUUUAAAUAAUGAUAUUUUACUUAAUUGUGAUCAAGUGCGAACUGUUUUUCCUUCUUUUUAUAUUGAAAAAAUUGAUCAAGAUGAUCAUAGAGCUUAUUUAACAUUUGGAGGAAUGAUGAUGGGUGAACUUGAAAAACAUGCUGGACUAUGGAAUAAUCAAAGUAAAUUUCUAAAAAUCGGUAUGAGUGGUGGUCCAUUAAUUAUAUUUAAUUCAACUGAAUAUGGCCAAAAUGAUUCCAUUAUUAUUUCAUCAUUGUCUGAAUUUAUGUCAACUUCGUUAUCAAUUAAUAAAAAUAUAUUAGAAUAUGGAUUUAUUGGUUCAAUUAAAUCAAUUCCAAGUAAUUCUACAAAUUCAUUAAUAAUAUAUUAUUCAUCUGACGGCAUUAAUCAACUUAUGGAACAAUGGGGUAGUUUAAUGCAAAAAAUAUUUAAUCGAACAAAUAAAUAUCGUUUAAAUGAUCUAACUAUCAAUUAUCUUGGUUAUUAUACAGAUAAUGGAGCUUAUUAUUAUUAUAAUACAGAAUCUCAAAUGAAUUAUGAACAAACAAUAAUUAAAAUAAAAGAAAAUCUUACAAUUCCAAUUCAUUAUCUUCAAUUAGAUUCUUGGUGGUAUUAUAAAGGUUUAGGCGAUGGUGUUAAACAAUGGUUUGCUCGUCCAGAUAUAUUUCCAAGUGGACUUAAAGGAUUAAAUGAAAAGUUAAAUAAUUUUCCAUUAGCUGCACAUAAUCGUUAUUGGUCAUCGGACACAAUUUAUCUGAAUAAAUAUAAUUUUAUAAUUGAUUAUUUUAACUUAAAAAGUCUUCCAUUAGGCAAUGAUUCAUUUUGGAUUGAUUUAUUUAAUAAUUCAACAAAAGAUUUUAAUCUAAUAUUAUAUGAACAAGAUUGGAUGAACCAUCAAACAGUUGAUUUUAUUCCAUUAUGCCAAUCAAUUCAUCUCGGUAAACAAUGGUUAACAUCAAUGGGUUAUGCAGCUCAUCUUUUUAAUAUUAAUAUACAAUAUUCAAUGAAUCUACCACGACAUGCACUUCAAGCUUUAGAAAUCGAUCGUGUUACACAAGCAAGAGUAUCGGAUGAUUAUUAUAUACAUAUUAAUAGACAAAUUCCUCAAUGGAAUAUAGGUGUAUCGUCAAUGUUAGCUAAUGCUAUUGGAAUAGCUCCAUUUAAAGAUGUUUUUUGGUCAAAUCAAUAUCAACCUGGUGCUCCAUAUAAAACAACAGCUCAAGAAGUUUUACCUGAUAGAGAAAUUUUAAUUGCAACACUUUCAACUGGACCAGUGGCUUUUGGCGAUGGAAUUAAUUAUGUUGAUAAAGAACGUAUUAUGAGAUGUUGUCGUCAAGAUGGUCUUAUUUUAAAACCUAAAAAACCUUUAACAAUGAUCGAUAUAGCUAUUUCAGAUUGGGCUCUUCAUCACGGAGUUAUACAAGGAGAACUUUAUUCAACGAAAACAAUUAUAAAUAAUGAAAUAUUUUCUUUUAUAUUUGCAUCAUCAAUGAAACGUAACUAUUCAAUAGUUCCUUCAAUGAUUCGUUCAUCAAACGGAAUUCUUUGGUCAUUUGAUAAUCCGUAUAAAAUAAAUUAUUUCGAUGAAAAUCAUUCACUUGAAAUAUCAAAUAAAAUAUGUAAUUUAACGUCAUUUUGUCUUUGGUAUUCUUCACCUAUUUGGUCUUUCAAUGAUUCUUCAUCGACAAAAUAUUCUUUCAUGGGUGAAAUUAAUAAAUGGACAUUUAUUAGUCAGCAACGAUUUUCUUCUUUACAUACAAAUGUUGAUAAUACACAAAUGACAAUUAUAGUUCAAGGUGUAGUCAAUGAAAUAGUCGACAUUUUAGUAUAUCAUUCAAAAUUUCAAUCCAUUAUUCAUGUUAAUUGCCAUUUUUAUAUUGAUCAUUUAAUAGCUCAGCUAAUUAUUAAUUCUACAAAUGUUAUUUGUUUAUAA